Molecule: messenger RNA, 834 nt
Organism: Metopolophium dirhodum (rose-grain aphid)
Lineage: Eukaryota; Metazoa; Arthropoda; Insecta; Hemiptera; Aphididae
Exons: 2
Coding region: 1-834 (277 amino acids)
Biological process (GO): regulation of transcription by RNA polymerase II
Cellular component (GO): transcription regulator complex; nucleus
Source: RefSeq, a predicted model, not a curated record
AUGAACAUCGAUACCGAACGUGUCAUUUCUGAGGUGCGUCUUAAUCCACCAUUGUGGGAUCUUUCUUGUAAUGAAUACAAAGAACGUGAUGCGAAAAUAAAAGCUUGGCAAGAAGUUUGUAAAGCAGUUGUACAAAAUUACGACGAUAUGCCUGAUAAUGAGAAAAAAGUUAUAGAAAGAAAUGUACAACAGCGGUGGAAGACGGCACGGGACGCUUACGUUAGAUGCAAAGCGUCAUUAAAAAAUACUAAGUCUGGUUCUGCAGGUGGAAACAAAACGAAGAAAUAUGUAUACUUUGACUAUAUGCAGUUUCUAGAUAAAAAACAUAUAGUAGAUACUGAGGAUUCAAUUGUGGAGAGUCAGAACACAAUUAAUGAAUCCCAACCAAAUAGCGAAAUAGGAACUAAUGACGACGCUCUAAAUUCAACUCUACCUUCACCAUCUGAAGACUCUAACUUUUGCAAGCCAAAACAAACUGCUACUGCUGAACGGAAAAAUGUGCAAGCAAGGCGUAAAAGAAUUCGUGAUGAAGACAGAGAAUUUGAUAGAGAAAUGAUGAACAUGUUUAAAGAAAAUACAAAACUUAUGCAAAACGAUGAUAUGUCAUUUUUUUGUUCGCUUUUGCCGAUUAUGACCAACUUUUCUAAUCAUCAAAAAUUACUUUUCCGUUCAGCAGUUCUACAAAAAGCAAUUGAAAUUUCCAGCGGCUCUAGUGAAGUCCGACCCUCAACAUCACAAACUUUUUUUUUGACUUCGGAAUCACAACAUUCCGAUACUUCACAUCAUAUACAACAGAAGAAUCCAGAAGAUCACCACAGCAGAUUGAGGAACUAG